AAGCGGUUGGUCGGGGGACAUUUCAUCCCAUGCUUUCUCCCACCAACCACCUCUCCUCUCCCCCUCGUGCCGCCGCCCAAGAUUCCGGCGACAGCAGCCGGCAGGGGCACGCCGGAAGGCCGCCACGCGCACGAGGCCUCCCACUUUCAUCUUCCAGUUCACCACCGCGAAGUGAAAUCCCAAUCUCCAAUCGCCACAGCGAACAGCAGCCGCCAGAUCCUUCCCCCCAGCUCCGAUGGCCUGCACGAAGCAGACGGCCCGCAAGUCCACCGAUGGCAAGGCGCCGAGGAAGCAGCUGGCGACCAAGGCGGCGCGCAAGUCCGCCCCGGCCACCGACGGCGUGAAGAAGCUCCACCGCUUCCGCUCUGGAACCGUUGCCCUCCGGGAGAUCCGCAAGUACCAGAAGAGCACAGAGUUGCUUAUCCGCAAGCUACCCUUCCAGCGCCUCGUCCGGGAGAUCGCGCAAGACUUCAAGACCGACCUCCGCUUCCAGUCCUCCGCCGUCUCCGCGCUCCAGGAGGCCACCGAGGCGUACCUCGUCGGGAUGUUCGAUGACACCAACAUCUGCGCCAUCCACGUCAAGCGCGUCACCAUCAUGCCCAAGGACAUCCAGCUCGUCUGCCGCAUCCGUGGGGAGCGCGCCUAGGUUUCGGGUCACCGGUAAUACUGAGCAGUAGCUGUUCUUGUCCUGUGAUCCGGAUGUGUGUCCGAUGCUUCUGUUGUUUGUGUUGAUAUGAUCUGUCGCUAUGUGUCGUGGUGCUUGAAUGAAAUGACAAUGGAAAAGUUCAGUUA
Molecule: messenger RNA, 792 nt
Organism: Hordeum vulgare subsp. vulgare (domesticated barley)
Lineage: Eukaryota; Viridiplantae; Streptophyta; Magnoliopsida; Poales; Poaceae
Product: histone H3.2-like
Exons: 1
Coding region: 236-646 (136 amino acids)
Cellular component (GO): nucleosome
Molecular function (GO): structural constituent of chromatin; protein heterodimerization activity; DNA binding
Source: RefSeq, a predicted model, not a curated record